GCGAGGAUGCAGCAGAAGCAGCAGCAGCGGCAGUCACCAUGAGGUGAUCAUCACCACUCCCGCAUUGGAGAGGCGCUAUUAAGAUGAUUAUCACUCAUCAUUUUAUAGAUUGAAUGCAUUUUUCUUCCAAGACAUGAGAGUUGGUUGUCUCCAAACUGCAGCAGCAGAAACCCCUAAGAUGUCUGCAGUCCCGCCCUGAGAGACGUCCCGGCCGAUUCUCCGCACCCUAACGCGAUACGGCACAGACAGCCCCAGAUUGGUCGACAUUUCCUGACACAAUGACGGUCGCCACGGGCGAUCCGUCCGACGAGGCGGCGGCGCACCCGGGACACCCGCUGGACUACGACCCGGAGGCGGACCACGAGUGCUGCGAGAGGGUGGUCAUCAACAUCUCCGGGCUGCGCUUCGAGACCCAACUAAAGACCCUCUCGCAGUUCCCUGAGACACUACUUGGAGACCCCAAAAAGAGGAUGCGCUACUUUGACCCACUGCGGAACGAGUACUUUUUCGAUAGGAACAGACCAAGCUUCGACGCCAUUUUGUACUACUACCAGUCAGGUGGGCGAUUGAGAAGACCGGUGAAUGUCACGCUGGACAUCUUUUCCGAGGAAAUCCGCUUCUACGAGCUAGGAGACGAGGCCAUCGAGAUUUUCCGCGAGGAUGAGGGCUUCAUCAAGGAGGAGGAGCGCCCUCUCCCCGACAACGAGUUUCAGAGACAAGUCUGGCUUCUCUUUGAGUACCCGGAGAGUUCGGGUCCGGCCCGGAUUAUCGCUAUCAUCUCCGUCAUGGUCAUCCUCAUCUCCAUCGUCAGUUUCUGCCUGGAGACCCUCCCCAUCUUCCGCAACGAGGAAGACGGCAUGCACAAGUCACACUCUGAGAUCUUUUCCCCAGAGACCAACACCACGGUCAUCAGGUACACCUCCACCUACUUCACCGACCCCUUCUUCAUACUGGAGACUCUCUGCAUCAUCUGGUUCUCCUUCGAGUUCCUAGUGCGCUUCUUCGCCUGCCCUAGCAAAGCGGGCUUUUUCGGUAACCUCAUGAACAUCAUCGACAUCGUGGCCAUCAUCCCGUAUUUCAUCACGCUCGGCACCGAGCUGGCAGACAGCCCUGACGACGGUCAAGCCGGACAGCAGGCCAUGUCUUUAGCCAUCCUCAGGGUGAUCCGACUGGUGCGAGUGUUCCGAAUUUUCAAGCUCUCGCGUCACUCCAAGGGGCUCCAGAUCCUGGGCCAGACCCUCAAGGCUAGCAUGAGAGAGCUAGGACUGCUCAUCUUCUUCCUCUUCAUCGGGGUCAUUCUCUUCUCUAGCGCCGUCUACUUCGCCGAAGCCGACGAACGACAGUCCCAGUUCGAGAGCAUACCUGACGCCUUCUGGUGGGCUGUGGUGUCCAUGACCACGGUGGGCUAUGGUGACAUGGUCCCGACUACCAUCGGAGGAAAAAUCGUGGGCUCCUUGUGCGCCAUUGCCGGCGUCUUGACCAUCGCCUUGCCGGUGCCCGUCAUCGUGUCCAACUUCAACUACUUCUACCACCGUGAGACGGAAGGAGAAGAGCAGGCGCAGUACCUCCAGGUCAACGCGCCCAAGAGCGAGUCGGGCGAGGAACUGAAGAAGAGUCGCAGCGGAUCCACCAUCAGCAAGUCGGACUACAUGGAGAUCCAGGAGGCGGUCAACAACAGCAACGAGGACUUCCGCCGGGAAAACCUCAAGACUGCCAACUGCACGCUGGCUAACACAAACUACGUCAACAUCACCAAGAUGCUCACAGACGUUUAGUCUCACCGCUGGGAAAAACAAUACAAAGGCAAUAGAAUUCAAGAGCGAGAUGCUCUUCACGCCACGCUUCACACCUGCCCUUAAAACUAUCAAACAGGUCCAAAUUUGCAUGGAGAUUCCUGACUGGGAAACUCAAAUCUCACACCAAUAUAAAUUAAGCAAUGAAAAAAAAGCUUUUUAAAAGAUGAAACAACACAUUGAAGUCACUUAAUCCCUUACUUCCCAGGGUGCACUGCUCUGCUUUAGCCGCAAAAUAUAUGUAGAAGAAAAAACAUAUCCAUUCCCAGGGCUUUGUUUCACUGUUGGUUUUCGCACGGAUGAUUGACAGCCAUGGGCACCACAUAGAGUACCCCAGUGGCGGGACACCUUAGUAGUCAGUAUCUGAUGAGUGACUGAGAACGGCCUCGACGCCUCGCUGCUUUGCUCUUGCGCAACGUGUUGCUACGUUGCAAACUCUCUUCAAGACGCCAUUCACCCGAACUGGUCUUAUACCACAGAGCUUUGAGGACAACUUGAAUGUUUCGUCUCGUCUUCGGUUUUUGUUUGGUUGUUUUUUUUACACGCAAAACCGAUUCACAUAGCCUGAAAUUGCAUAGUCUUUAUUAGUUUAGAGGGUUCUUAGUUUAUAGCAGUCCUGACAGUCCAUCAGAAUUUACGAGAGAUUACAUGGUCACGCAGUUACCGCUUUAAUUACUGGGUUUUAUUUGAUUCUUUUACACUGAUGGUCUAAAAGUGUUCCAGUCACACAAGUACUUACUGGAAAUCAGUGGCAGACCAUGCAUUAUUGUAAUCAACGAUAAUAUACAAAAUCACUUUAACUGCACACAAAUGCACCACAUGCUUUAUCUGGACCAGUUGAUGAUGGAUAUCAACGGUAUCUAAUAACUUUAAAAAAAAAAAACAAAAAAAAAACAACAACAACAAAAACAUCAUCUUCACUUGAUGCUGAAUAUCAAAUGCGUUAAAUAGGGUUGGGCAAUGUUUACAUUUGUUAAGCGCAAUUAAUAGUAUUUAUACUUGCGAUUAAUAGCGAUUAAUCAACCCAGAAAAGCGGGCUUCUUCGGCAACCUCUUGAACAUUAUCGACAUUGUGGGCCGUGCAAUGAUUACAUAUUUAAAGCGCAAUUAAUAGCAUUUGGUGCUUCAGAUUAAUUGAGAUUAAUCACAUUGUUAUACACAAGGUAUGGUAUUAGACUUUUAUUUUAAAUUUAAAAUCUGAUUGGUUAAAAAAAUUAAUUUUGACUUAGCAACUGCGUUAAUAUACUAGUAGGUUAUUACCGACGUCUGUACAAACUCAGCUUUCAUUCCACGGUAGUUGCAGAAUAGGUCCUUUGUGAUGUUGCCCCAUAUGGAUAAACAUGCUAAUUAUGCUAAGCCAAUUUGUACAUCAAUGGGCUGUAAACUGUGACACUAGAGCAGGGGUGUCCAAACUUUUUAUCCCUGAUCUGACCAUGUCAUUUUCAGAGGAGCCGAGAAAGAUAAAAAAGAUCGGGUUUUAAAAAAUGCAGGUUUUUUUUUUUUUUUUUUUGUUAACAUUAACACAUUGACUGUCAUUGAUAGACGUCUAAUCCAUUUUGACUCGGAGGGCUACCAGCACAAGAUCACUCAAUGCAAAGCCUUCCCGGAUGAAAUGGAUUUGAUGUCUCUAACUGUCUGUUAAGAGCUGAAAGUAACAAAAUAAUCCAGCGGUGAAAGGAUAUUGCAAUAUAUUGUAUGUAUAUUUGAAGUUACACUACUAAAACAAACUUUUCAGAAGAAAGAGAAAAUGUCUAGUGACAGCAAAAAAAAAAAAAACAUUAAGACAAUCACACCCAAGAUAGCUCAAUUUAUCACAUUCUAUUAUCAUUUUAUAUAAGUUUAUGACUGAAAUUUUCAACAGUUUUCUACAUUGAUUCCAACAUGUCAGGUUUCUGAGCGAAUGGAAAGGCAUUGUUUAAGCGACUAACUCCAUAUAGUGUUAAAAAUUAGAUGUGCAAAAGAUUCUCGGCCUAAUUUUAUUUCCUGGUGUGGGCCAUAUAUAAUGAUAUUUUAUAUAAUAUAUGAUAUCCUGCUUACAUAAUAUGCUGGAAGCGACAAAAAAAACCCACUAAAAACAAGUUUGGACACCCCUGUUCUAAAGCCACAUGUGGCUCUUUUCAUACUUUUGCCGUAAAUUAAAUUACAUUUUGACCAUUUUGACUACGAUGAAUUGGCAUUGAUCAUUUGAGGGCGUGCAGGAAAGAGUAGGGUAAGGCAGGGUAAGAGUGCAAAUUCAUCACCGUCAAUGAGUUAGAAUUAGCUUGAAAUAUUUUCUUUAAGAUUCCUAAAUGCCAAAAACACAAACGUUCCCAAACCUUAGAAGCCUUCGCCAGGUUGCCGUAAAAAGCGCGUUGCCGUCGUGGAUUUUACUAACCGUUGCAAAGGCCAUUAAGCAGAAUGGUUGUAGUCUAGUCUUGCAUGACAUGCAGUUCAUCUCUAGAAGCAUGACUUGAAGCUUCGAGAAAAAAAAGAUGUAUUUAUAUAUCGUAUAUAGGCAUUAAAAUAUAUAGACAACGCAUAUACAGUAGACUUUCACCAGACACUUGUGAUGCAGAUUGUUGCCAUAAUGAACCGUUUCAAAUUGAGUGCCAAAGUCCGUCCAUCCAUCUACGACGGUGGUGUGAAUCAGCAGCACUGUAGCAUACCUUGACCCCGAACUACAGGUUUGACAUUUGGGGGUCCAACGAAUGUGAACAGACAGGAGAGACAUUUGUCCGUGUGUAGCAUGCGGCGUUUUCAAUGAACUCUCCCGCCCGCAUCUAUUUUUAGGCGCAGCACGUGUCACGCCACCGCUGCCGAUGCGCCGACCGCCCACGUCCGCUGCUCUCAUGCAACACCCCGAAACAUACAGAAAAGUCAGAAGAAAUAAGACAGAGAAGUGGAAAGAAAUUUUGAAGUGAGCCCACUUUGAUUCGUGGUGGCUCAAAUAUACAUUUUUUCGCUUAUGUAUCUUCUUUUUUUUUAACCAAUCAAAAAGCACUAGAACUCUGAUUAUUUGUGAUGAAAAUGUUCUCGUUGGGAAUUUAGUAGGGAUGUUUGAGGUAUGAGCUCCCUCAUAUAUGGAAGUAAAUUGAGUUAUGAGUUGAACUGAAGAAAAACAAAACUCAAUCAUUUUUUAAACUUUUUUUUUUUUUUUUUUAACAUUGGAUGGACCAAACAGGAAAAGCACAUUUGCAUACAAUGAUUUUAUAUGUCCCCAUUCAUAAUUCCACAGUUGUUGAAUUAUUCCUAAAUAAUUCAUUAAACUGGGGAACACUGUAUUUGUUGAGUUGAUAGCUGUUUUUAAUUAAUCGUUGGGUGCGAAAUGGAAAACGUCGUUUUCCUCUGUCACGUCAACCAUUGGAACUAUAUGAUCCAGUUUUGUUAAAGAUAAGAAAAAUUCUGUACUAAACUCUUUCAGGGACAAUGGAAAAGUUAUCAUUAGCUUAACUCAUUCACUGCCUGGUCUCAGAGUAUGUGUUGUGGAAUUUAGUAAAACAAGGGAAAUUGAUAUUGAAAGUACCAAUUAACAGCAAUAGAAGUCCAAUCCAUUUGAACUGGGAGGGGCUGGAAGUGUUCGGUCGCUUGCUUCCAACCGCUCCCAGUUCAAAUGGAAUGGAUGCUAUUGCCAUCAAUGGCAGCAAAAGAGUUAAGUUAUGUGAGGUCAUAUAAUACAGUGGUACUUCUACAUACGAAGUUAAUUCAUUCCAGGACCUUAUUUGUCAAAUAGUCGUAUGUUGAGCAGGGUUUUCCCAUGAGAAUACAUUAUAAUUCCAUUAAUUCGUUCCACAGCCCAAAAAUCUACACUAAGUCUUUAAUAAAUGCUGCUGGUUCUACUGCAAAUAGCAAUUACGCACAGCAAAACAAAUGAAUUAUGACUAAAAAUUGGAAUAAUAAUAUAAUAAUAGUACUACUACUAAUGAUAAUAAUAAUAAUAAUACCUGUAAUAAUGUAACUAAACCUGUUCGAAUGUGACAGAUAUGUUUUGCGUGGUGUACCUGAACGCACCGCGUGGUUGACAGAGUGAGAGAGGGGAUUUUUACUUUGACUUUGUUCAGCUGCGGCAGACAGUAGGAAUGUUGCGUUGCACAAGUUCUGAAAUAAAUGGUUAAAAACCUGACAAAGCUGGCAAUUAUUUGGCGAUGUUACCACAAUAAUAAAUGUCACCUUAACUCAUGAAGACUGGCGAACGGAGGUCGGAGGAGGACCGUCGAGAUCGUAGGCAUUCUAUGGCCGUACUGUCACGCCAGUUCACCGACGCGCCCACCACGCUCAUAUUAUUCUAUCAUUUCUAUCUUCAUUUCAAUGGUAAACCUCAUCUUGUUCCUUUUUUUCACCACCCGCACUAACAUUGUUGGAACCCCUGUUGAUUUCUCUCAAAAGAAAAUCAGCGUCCGUCGUGCGGGAAAACAAAUAAACUGUUGCACUGUCAUAUAUCAUCGUAUUUCGAGCGUGUCGUCGGAUGUAGAAACAAAUGGCGAGUCAAAUUUUACGUCGACUGUCAAAAAGAUCGUGUGUCGAAGCGAUCGUAUGUCGAGGUACCACUGUAUACAGUACACAAAAUUUUUUUUAUUAAAUUCCCACCACAAAAUACACACAAGCUACACUUUUUGCAUAUUUUAUUAAUAUUUUUUCCUCUAUUUUUCGGUUUAUUAUGGUUUGUUUUAACUCAUUUUUUAAAGUUUAUUUUUUUCAAUUAAUUAGAUUUUUUUUUUUUUUUUAGAAUUAUUUAUAUUUUGUAUUGUUCAUGACUUAUUUUUAAAAUUGAUUUUUUUUUUUUUUUAAUAAAUAUAUUUUUGAUUUAUUACUAUUUAACAUUUAGGCAUUUUAAAAAUCAGAAUUCCUGCAUAACUGCUGUGUUUUUCCAAAUUUUGUGCAAGACAAAAUAAAUAGGUAAGAUAUGGGGGGGUGGGACUUGACUUGCUAGAAAUUACUGCAAUUUUGUAAGCAGCAUGAUCAUUUUAGCUUUAACCAGCAUUAAAAAUUCAACUCAACGAAUUUAUUUUUGAUGCCCAGUUUGAUGGAAAAAAAAAAAACAAAAAAUGUCACUUUUCUACUAAAUCCAGUCACUUUUUGUAAAAGAUCCUACUAAAUUCUCAUGAGAACAGGAAUGGGAGUCACAGCUGCGUUGAUGCAUCAUUUAUAUGUACUGUAACUUUUAAAACAACAACAAAAAUCAUUUUUGUCUAUGCAUGUGGAAUCCCCCCCAUCCACUUCGUUACACCCGCAGUAGCAGAAACGCACAAUGUUGACCUUUCUGUUGGAAGCACACCCUGAGUGGAUUUGACUCUUUGCAUAUUUUCCACCUAAUUAUCAAUUAUUUCUCUUAUAUUUCCAUUUAAAAUGGACUUUGGAGGAAAGCUGGGAAAUCUAUGCAUCGUUUUUCAUACGGCACAAACCAAUGCUUUCAUCAGAAACGACUCCUACCCGAGAAAGUUGCAAUAUGUGCGGGAUAUCGCUCUGAACAUUUGAAAUAGUCGGUCAUUUGUUUGACCUGCAUGAAAACACACACGUGGAUCAAGGUGACCAAUAUGCAAUAUGUAUGCAUGUGUGUGCUCAAGAAAGAGUGACUGUGACUUUCACGUGAUAUGUACAGUGUUCACCCCUUGUACAUAAAAGCAAAGACAGCAUCGGCAGGUGGCAAACGGACUCCACAAGUAGUUUGAUCUGCACUUUACAAGACAACAUGGACAAUCUAUGGACCUGAGAACAACAUUUAGUCCUGAUUGAUAACGCUGACAAGGAGAUAUCAAUAACAAAGCCAAUAAUAAUAAUAAUAACUCAA
Messenger RNA from Corythoichthys intestinalis (scribbled pipefish), 7556 nucleotides. Its product is annotated as potassium voltage-gated channel subfamily A member 2. Gene Ontology annotation, biological process: potassium ion transmembrane transport; protein homooligomerization. Gene Ontology annotation, cellular component: dendrite; membrane; axon terminus. Lineage: Eukaryota; Metazoa; Chordata; Actinopteri; Syngnathiformes; Syngnathidae. The transcript is spliced from 2 exons. Bases 279 to 1775 code for a protein of 498 amino acids. Gene Ontology annotation, molecular function: delayed rectifier potassium channel activity; protein binding. The record is from RefSeq and is a predicted model, not a curated record.